AUGGUGUUUGAAAAAUAUUAUUUUCAAUUAGUUUUAAAUAGUUAUUCACCUCACGUUGGCCAGCAUUUUGACUUUUACAGCAUUGAAAAUUCUAUUGUAAAUCAUAUAAAAUCUCGUGUAACAGUACUUUUCAAUAAAUGUUCCGCAAAGGCGCUGAAUGAUAAGGAAAAAAGCAUUUCAGAGGUUCAAAACAUUGUAACUUCUACGGAUCUUCUGGCGAUCGAAGAAAUAGAUACUUGUGUUAUUGAUGCUCAAAUGUUACUGACAGAGUCAUCAAGUUCUAGGGAAACAAAAAAUGCAAUAAAUACGACCCUCAAAUGUGUUUUGGUAAAUCCUAGUUAUGAGGAAUGGAAAAAUGGUGCAAGCUUGGAAGAAUACCAAGAAUCUGUAAACAAUACUGCAUCUGAUAAAAUAAAGGAAUGGAAAAAUGGGGCAAGCUUGGAAGAGUCUGUAAACAACAUUGCAUCUGAUAAAAUAAAGGAAUGGAAAAAUGGGGCAAGCUUGGAAGAAUCUGUAAACAACACUGCAUCUGAUAAAAUAAAGGAAUGGAAAAAUGGUGCAAGCCUGGAAGAAUACCAAAAAUCUGAAAAUAACACUGCAUCUGAUAAAAUAAAGGGCAUUUUAUUCAGUCCUUCUAAAUGUCAAUCACCAGUGACAUCUUGUCAUGUUAUUGAGUCGUCUGCUUCAACAUUUCAAAAGCGAAUUGGUGGUGGAAAUGAUGAUAUUUCAAAGAGGAUAAAGUUAGAUGUACCUCAAUUCUUAUGGCCAGAUAUCUAUCCGCCAAUUAAUUUGGAUGAACUUGCUUUAGAUCCAGCAAGACUAAGAGAGGUUGAAACAUGGUUCAAUAAAGCUUUUAGCCAAAAUAAUUAUAAUAUGUACCAAAUGCAAUCCCAUAGGCUUUUGGUUCUAUCAGGACCUCCUGGCUCUUCAAAAACAUCUGUUAUCAAGCUGAUUGCAAAGAAAAGAAAUCUUCACAUAAUUGAGUGGGAGAACCCUCAAACGUUUACUACCGACCAUUCUGAUGAAUCUGUUCCGGUCAUGGCACCGUUCGAAUUAUUUUUGUCUUAUAACGGUCGCAACCCUCACAAACAGUGUAUUUUAAAUCAAAAUAAUUCUCAAAUUAUUAUUGUUGAAGACCUACCAUGCCUUAUUAAUUCGGGAGCAAAAAAACAAUUUCAUCAAGCUAUUAAAGCGCACAUAAAACAUCCCAGAACAUCUUUUCCUCUUAUUCUUAUUAUAAGUGAAGCUCAUAGUGUUGAAGAUUUUGAUGAAUAUGUUGGCAAAAACAGUUUUCAAAGUUUAAGUUUGCGUUCAAUCCUUCCAAAUGAUAUCAUAUCAUCAAACCAAUGUACAACUAUAGAGUUUCUACCAAUUAACAAUACACAAAUGGAGAGGGGUCUUAAAUUAUUUAUUAAUAAGGUUUAUGUCGAUGAUUUCGAUAAACAAGAAGAUGCCCUACAAUUAUGUCCAUUUUUAGCUAAACAAUGUCACGGUGAUAUACGCUUGGCCAUCAAUACUCUUCAAUUUUUAAUGGUUGAAGAUCCUAUCAAAAAUCUUGGAGGGACGGAGGAUCCUAAUGAUGAGGCGCAUAAAGAAAUUCAACAAAAAAUUAACUCGCUUCAAAACAAGUUAAUACACCCACGCGAGGUCCGUGAGCGGAUGCCGUUAAUGUAUACACCUGAAUCGACAUUGGAUAAUAUGUGCACGGAGUAUCACACUUAUUUGUGUAUGUUGCGAAAUUAUUAUCCACAUUUUUACGGAAACAUUUUGGAAUGUCAAUUUGCAUCGGAAUGCUUAAGUGACGCGGAACUGCUGAUGAAUAAUCAAGAUUUUAGA
Molecule: messenger RNA, 1836 nt
Organism: Racocetra fulgida
Lineage: Eukaryota; Fungi; Glomeromycota; Glomeromycetes; Diversisporales; Gigasporaceae
Source: the annotation of a GenBank genome assembly